CCUCUCCGGCCCUUCGGGAGCCAGGGUCGGGCCUUGAGCUCUUCACCAGCCUUUAAUUUUGUUUUGGAUGGGGCAGGAGGGGUCGAGGGCAUUUCUUAGCAAAAGUUUGCUAGGUCCUGCUUUCCCCAGAAGGAUGGACCCCUCUGGGGGGGGGACCCCCUGUUAGGACCUGUUAGGGUCUUUACUUUUUUCUUCAAGAUGACCUAUGACUCUGCUUUUAGUCAGAGAGAAGGGUUUUGAUUUCUCUCUGCCUACGCCGUCCCUCUGGUAAUCUACUUUCAUUAGGGGAGGGAUAGAAAUCCCUCUGACUUACCCUCUUUUUCUAACCCACACACUUUAGGCUUUGAUGAAGCUUGCUUUUUCUUAGUUUCUCUCAACCGUCAUGGGGAGAAGUGGAGCCUCCCAAACCUGGGCAGAGCCCACUCCUCAGGGGUGUAAGGAAAUCUGGUCUACACUGAUGGUGUUUGGCCCUGCCCUGCUUUGCCCUGUCCCCACCCAGUUUUCAGAUAUCUUUCCUGCCAGGACCCCCAGAGGAAAAGGUAUUUAAAUGUUGACCUCCAGCCUGCCAGAGUUUCAUCAUCCCCACUCUGUUACUCUUCCAGAAUACUCAGCCUGGGUUUUGCAUAGUUUAGGAAUUGCAGAACUGCAUCACAUUGCAUUGAGUUAAGUGGGCAGUCAUUUUAAAGCCUAGUUUCUAGUCACAUUUUAUCUGCUGUUUGACCUUGAACAAGUCGCGUCACCUCUCUGAGCCUUAAAUUCUUCAUCCGACAAAUGAGAGACGGUUGAACUAGAGAUUCUCUAAAUUCUGAGGUCAUAUGACACUGUCCUGCUUCCCGGGGCCCUGCAAUGGACAUUUUAGAUGACAGCCAAGCUCGAGACCUCGCUGGAGCUUCCUUUCCUCUUCGCAGAUUGCGCCACAGUUUUAUCAGAAGUAUUUCAACUAAGAAAGCAGGUGGACACUCGGGGUCCUUUACGCCCCCCUCGCCCCCGGCCCUGCUGACCAGGCUUAGGGCGGACUCGGGUCUUCCCCGUCUGAGCCCCGCGCCACUCGAGCCUCCUUUCCCCGCCCCCGCGCAGGAAUCUUCCCGACUCCCAGGGCCUGGCAGAUGUCGCCGGGGAGGUGGUGAUCCGGCAGCCCCUCGGGACGGAGAAAUGGAGGCAAACGACCAUUUUAACUUUACUGGCCUUCCCCCUGCACCUGCUGCCUCAGGACUGAAACCCUCUCCCUCCUCAGGGGAGGGCCUCUACACUAACGGGUCUCCCAUGAACUUCCCCCAGCAAGGGAAAAGUUUGAAUGGGGAUGUGAAUGUUAACGGCUUAUCUACUGUAUCUCACACUACUACUUCAGGGAUUUUGAAUUCUGCUCCCCACUCCUCCAGCACCUCACACCUCCAUCACCCCAGCGUGGCCUACGACUGUCUCUGGAACUACUCACAGUACCCAUCUGCCAAUCCUGGCAGCAACCUCAAGGACCCACCCCUUCUCUCCCAGUUUUCAGGGGGACAGUACCCACUCAACGGCAUCCUUGGGGGCAGCCGACAAGCUUCAUCCCCAAGCCACAACACUAACCUUCGGGCUGGGAGCCAAGAGUUCUGGGCCAACGGUACCCAGAGUCCCAUGGGGCUUAACUUCGACUCACAGGAACUAUAUGAUUCCUUUCCUGACCAGAAUUUUGAGGUGAUGCCCAAUGGACCCCCUAGUUUUUUCACCUCUCCACAGACUUCUCCUAUGUUGGGAUCCAGCAUCCAGACCUUUGCACCCUCCCAGGGGGUAGGCAGUGGUAUCCAUCCAGAUGAGGCAUCAGAAAAGGAGCUGACUUCAGUUGUGGCAGAGAAUGGCACUGGCUUGGUAGGCAGCCUGGAGCUGGAAGAAGAGCAGCCAGAACUGAAGAUGUGUGGCUACAAUGGUUCUGUCCCUUCCGUGGAAUCAUUGCACCAAGAAGUCUCAGUCCUGGUCCCUGACCCCACCGUGAGCUGCUUAGAUGACCCUUCACAUCUCCCUGACCAGCUGGAAGACACACCAAUCCUCAGCGAAGUGUCGCUGGAGCCCUUCAAUACUCUGGCGCCAGAGCCAGUGAGUGGAGGGCUCUACGGUAUAGACGACGCGGAGCUGAUGGGUGCAGAGGACAAGCUGCCUCUUGAGGACAGCCCUGUGAUCUCUGCCCUCGAUUGCCCUUCCCUCAAUAACACCACCGCCUUUAGUCUCCUGGCAGAUGACAGUCAAACGUCAGCCUCUAUCUUUGCCAGCCCCACCUCACCACCUGUCCUUGGGGACACUGUCCUGCAAGAUAACAGCUUUGACCUGAAUAACGGUAGUGAUGAAGAACAGGAAAUGGAGACUCAGACUUCCGACUUCCCACCACCUCUGACCCAGCCAGCCCCUGCCCAGUCAUCUAUUCAGCUACAUCCUGCGGCCUCCCCGGCAGUCUCUCCAGCAGCCUCCCCGGCAGUCUCUCCAGCAGCCUCCCCAGAAAUCUCUCCAGAAGUUUCCCCAGCAGUUUCUCCAGCAGCCUCCCCGGACAUCUCUGUAGCUGUCUCCCCAGCAGCCUUUCCAGCGGCCUCUCCAAAUUCCUCAGCAGCCCUCUUGCCAGUCUCCGCAGAAGUCUCCUUGACGGCCUCCCCGGUGACCUCCCCCAAAGCAACCCCUGCAGGUUCCCCAGCAGCUGUCUUCCCAGCAGUCUCCGCAGCAAAAAAGGAUGGCAGCCCCUUUCCUGAAACCACUGCUGGCCUCGAAGAGAUCCCUGGAGCAGGAGUCCUUGCUUCUGGUGGUGGUGAUGUCCUGAGGAGACGUAUUGCUACCCCAGAAGAAGUUCGUCUUCCUCUCCAACAUGGGUGGCGGAGAGAGGUGCGCAUCAAGAAGGGCAGCCACCGCUGGCAGGGGGAGACCUGGUAUUAUGGCCCCUGUGGGAAGAGAAUGAAACAGUUCCCAGAAGUGAUCAAGUACCUGAGCCGCAACGUGGGGCACAGUGUCCGCCGGGAGCACUUCAGCUUCAGCCCGCGUAUGCCUGUUGGAGAUUUCUUUGAAGAGAGAGAUACACCAGAGGGCUUGCAGUGGGUCCAGCUCUCCGCAGAGGAGAUCCCGUCCAGGAUUCAGGCAAUCACUGGGAAACGAGGCCGACCUCGAAACACAGAGAAGGCUAAGACCAAGGAAGUCCCCAAAGUGAAACGGGGCCGCGGUCGGCCCCCCAAGGUCAAAAUCACUGAAAUGAAUAAGACAGAAAAUCGCCUCCUAAAGAAACUGGAGGCCCAAGAAACACUGAAUGAGGAGGAUAAAGCCAAGAUGAGUAAAAUCAAGAAGAAGAUGAAGCAGAAGGCACAGCGGGGAGAGUGUCCGACUGCUCUCCAGGGGCAGGCCAGAAACAAGCGGAAACAAGAAAACAAGAGCUUAAAGCAGAAAGAAGCAAAGAAGAAAUCCAAGGCUGAGAAGGAGAAGGUGAAGACAAAGCCGGAAAAAUCGAAGGACAAGGUGAAGAAGGAGAAGAAAGAGAAGGUGAGAGUGAAGGAAAAGGAGGAGGCGGCCAAAGCGAAGACAGCCUGUAAAGACAAAACUCUGGCCGCGCAGAGGCGCUUAGAGGAGCGCCAGCGGCAGCAGAUGAUCUUGGAAGAGAUGAAGAAGCCCACGGAGGACAUGUGUCUGACUGACCACCAGCCCCUGCCUGAGUUCCCACACAUCCCAGGUCUGAUCCUUCCCAGUGGGACCUUCUCAGACUGCCUGACCAUCGUGGAGUUCCUGCACAGCUUCGGCAAGGUGCUGGGCUUUGACCCUGCCAAAGACGUGCCUAGCCUGGGGGUCCUGCAGGAGGGACUCCUGUGUCAAGGCGAUAGCUUGGGCGAAGUGCAAGAUCUGCUGGUGCGGCUGCUGAAGGCUGCGCUCUAUGACCCGGGCCUGCCCUCCUACUGCCAGUCCUUAAAGAUCUUGGGGGAGAAGGUGUCGGAGAUCCCACUGACGAGAGACAACGUGUCUGAGAUCCUGCGUUGCUUCCUCAUGGCAUACGGAGUGGAGCCCGCCCUGUGUGACCGCCUGCGCACGCAGCCCUUUCAGGCCCAGCCACCCCAGCAGAAGGCUGCUGUCCUGGCCUUCCUGGUCCAUGAGCUCAACAGCUCCACCCUCAUCAUCAAUGAGAUCGACAAGACUCUGGAGAGCAUGUCCAGCUACCGGAAAAACAAGUGGAUUGUUGAAGGCCGGCUCCGGAGACUGAAAACUGUCUUGGCGAAGCGAACUGGGAGGCCUGAGGUAGAGCUGCAAGGGCCAGAGGAAGGCCUGGGGCGGAGGCGCAGCUCUCGCAUCAUGGAGGAGACCAGCGGCGUGGAGGAGGAGGAGGACGAGGAGGAGGCCGCCGCCGCCGCCGCCGGCCGCAGGGGCCGCAGGGACGGAGAGGUGGAUGCCGCCGCCUCCAGCAUCCCCGAGCUCGAGCGCCAAAUAGAAAAACUUAGCAAGCGCCAGCUUUUCUUUCGGAAAAAGCUGCUUCAUUCAUCCCAAAUGCUGCGGGCUGUCUCCCUGGGUCAGGAUCGCUACAGACGCCGCUACUGGGUGCUGCCCUGCCUGGCUGGUGUGUUCGUGGAAGGAACAGAGGGGAGCUUCGUUCCUGAGGCCGUGACAAAGCCAGAACCUGACGUGAAAGCGGCAGCCCACCCGACACCCAGCACAGCCUCUUUCUCUCGGAAGAGGGAGUCGGCUAGCUCCAGCACCUCGGCCAGUUCUCCUGCCCGGGCCCGAGGCCGACCUCGGAAAACUAAACCUGGGUCUUUGCAAUCUAGGCACCUUAACCCCCCCGUCAGGGGCCAGGAUUCAGAAGAGCCUCAGGCCCAGCCUCAGCUGGAGACUCAGCCUGGCCCUCACAUUCAGGCUCAGCCCCAGCCCCAUGCUCAGCCCCAACUGCAGCCUCAGCCCCAUAAUGGGUUCCUGGAGCCGGAGGGCUCCCCUUUAUCUCUGGGUCAGAGCCAGCAUGACCUCAGUCAGUCAGCCUUCCUGUCUUGGCUGAGCCAGACGCAGAGCCAUGGCUCCUUACUGAGUAGCUCAGUGCUCACCCCUGACAGCAGCCCCGGAAAACUGGACAUGGUCCCGUCACAGCCGCCGGAGGAGCCGGAGCCUGACGAGGCAGAAUCCAGCCCUGAUCUGCAAGCUCCCUGGUUCACCUUCUCAGCCCAGACGCCCUGCAAUGCUGUCCCGACACCACCCCCUGCGGUCACAGAAGACCAGACCACGCCCUCCGCCCCCCUGCCUGCCUCUUCCAAGCCAGUGAACAGACCCAGCGCUGCCAACCCCCGAACUCCCGUGCCUCCCUCUUCUUCUCCCUUGCCGGGGGUGGCACCUAAGAGGCGAGCAGGAGAGUCUGGAGAAACAACACCGAGUUCCACAGGGCCAGGACAGCCAAAGCGAAGAGGAAGACCCCCCAGCAAGUUCUUCAAACAGAUGGAGCAGCGUUACCUCACCCAGAUGACAGCCCAGCCUGUGCCCCCUGAGAUGCGCUCAGGUUGGUGGUGGAUCCGAGAUCCUGAGACAUUAGAGGCUGUGCUCAAGGCCCUGCAUCCCCGAGGCAUUCGGGAGAAGGCACUUCACAAGCACCUCAGUAAGCACAGGGAUUUCCUACAGGAAGUUUGCCUGCGGCCUUCAACUGAUCCCAUCUUUGAGCCAAGUCGGCCACCUGCCCUUCAGGAAGAGGCUCUGAGCUGGUCCUCCAGAGAGAAGACAUACGAGACAGACCUGGCGGUGCUUCAGUGGGUCGAGGAGCUAGAACAGCGGGUCAUCCUGUCUGACCUGCAGAUUCGGGGCUGGACGUGUCCUAGUCCAGACUCCACCCGUGAAGACUUGUCCUACUGUGAGCAUCUCCCGGACUCCCAGGAGGAGAUCCCCUGGAGAGGGAGAAGCAGGGACGGGCUGGCACCCCAGCGUCAAACGACCAACCCUCUAGACCUGGCCGUGAUCCGACUGGCUGCCCUGGAGCAGAAUGUGGAGCGGCGGUACCUGCGGGAGCCUCUCUGGCCAGCUCACGAGGUGGUGCUGGAGAAGGCCCUGCUCAGCACGCCCACGAGUGCCCAGUGCCCUGCGACGGAGAUAUCCUAUGAGAUCACCCCUCGAAUUCGGGCCUGGCGCCAGACGCUGGAGCGGUGCAGGAGCGCAGCCCAGGUGUGCCUGUGCCUGGGCCAGCUGGAGAGGUCCAUUGCCUGGGAGAAAUCCGUCAACAAAGUGACCUGUCUCGUCUGCCGGAAGGGCGACAACGACGAGUUCCUUCUGCUCUGCGACGGGUGUGACCGUGGCUGCCACAUCUACUGCCAUCGGCCCAAGAUGGAGGCUGUCCCCGAGGGAGACUGGUUCUGUGCUGUGUGUCUGGCCCAACAGGCGGAGGGGGAGUUCACCCAGAAGCCGGGUUGCCCAAAGCGCGGCCAGAAGCGGAGAAGCAGCUGCGCGCUGAGCUUCCCGCAGGGGGACGGCCGCCGGCGCCGGGUCCUGUCCAGGGGCCGAGAGAGCCCCGCGGUGCCCCGGUACUCAGAAGAGGGGCUGUCCCCCUCCAAGCGCCGGCGGCUCUCCAUGCGCAGCCACCACAGUGAUCUCACCUUUUGCGAGAUCAUCUUGAUGGAGAUGGAGUCCCACGACGCGGCCUGGCCCUUUCUGGAGCCCGUGAACCCGCGUUUGGUGAGCGGCUACCGGCGCAUCAUCAAAAACCCUAUGGAUUUUUCCACCAUGCGGGAGCGGCUGCUCCGGGGAGGGUACACCAGCUCGGAGGAGUUCGCGGCGGACGCGCUCCUGGUCUUCGACAACUGCCAGACCUUCAACGAAGACGACUCCGAGCCUCUUCAAACUGUGCAAUCCUUCAGCAGGAGCCUCGCCUUUCAGCAGCUUCGGGCGUUGAGCUUGGGAAGGGAGAGGCCAGAACUGGAUCUUCUCCUGUCCCGGGCGCCCCUGUGGAUGCAGCGGCGCUUUCCUUCCCUUUCCCAGUAGCAGAGGCCCCGGAGCGCGAGGGAGCAGGGGGAGGGGCUCUGGGGCCACCACCGCCCCGCCUGGGACGGCCCGGGUUCAGCCCCCACACGGGCGGGCGAGGGCGAGGAGAGCUGCUAACGCCCUGCGCCCUGCUCGAGCCAUGGGCUCCUGCCCCCUGCUUUCUUGCCCAGCAGAGCCCUCCCGCCAGAGAUACGGGUACUUGCACUGGGAGGCGGCUGCUGGCGGCCCGAGCAGAGCAGAGCGCAGAGACGCCCAAGAAAUGUUCCGGGGGGUGGGGGGGGGGU
Messenger RNA from Talpa occidentalis (Iberian mole), 7223 nucleotides. RefSeq names its product bromodomain adjacent to zinc finger domain 2A (gene BAZ2A). Gene Ontology annotation, cellular component: rDNA heterochromatin. The transcript has 30 exons. The record is from RefSeq and is a predicted model, not a curated record. Lineage: Eukaryota; Metazoa; Chordata; Mammalia; Eulipotyphla; Talpidae. Gene Ontology annotation, molecular function: protein binding; DNA binding. The coding region runs from base 847 to 6939 and encodes 2030 amino acids.